CAAAAUACUUGCUGAACAGUGGAGUCAGAGACCAAUAAAAAUAAACUCCUACUUGAACAUCAUUUGACUGGUUAGCCAGUUGCUGAUGUAUAUUCAUGAUGAGUGGAUUAGGAGAAAACUCCUUGGAUCCACUGGCCCCUGAUUCACGAAAACGAAAACUGCCGUGUGAUACCCCAGGACAAAGUCUUACCUGCAGUGGUGAAAAGUGGAGACGAGAGCAGGAGAGUAAAUAUAUUGAAGAAUUGGCUGAACUGAUAUCUGCUAAUCUUAGUGAUAUCGACAAUUUCAAUGUCAAACCAGAUAAAUGUGCAAUUUUAAAGGAAACAGUAAGACAGAUACGACAAAUAAAAGAGCAAGGAAAAGCUAUUUCCAGUGAUGAUGAUGUUCAGAAAGCUGAUGUGUCUUCUACAGGACAAGGAGUUAUUGAUAAAGACUCCUUGGGACCACUUUUACUUCAGGCAUUGGAUGGUUUCCUGUUUGUGGUGAAUCGUGAUGGAAACAUUGUAUUUGUGUCAGAAAAUGUCACACAAUACCUGCAGUAUAAGCAAGAGGACCUGGUCAACACAAGUGUCUAUAAUAUUUUGCACGAAGACGACAGGAAGGAUUUUCUUAAGAACUUACCGAAAUCUACAGUUAAUGGAGUUGCCUGGACAAAUGAGACCCAGAGACAAAAAAGCCACACAUUUAAUUGCCGUAUGUUGAUGAAAACACCACAUGAUAUUCUGGAAGACAUAAACACUAGUCCUGAAAUGCGCCAGAGAUAUGAAACAAUGCAGUGCUUUGCCCUGUCUCAGCCACGAGCUAUGAUGGAGGAGGGGGAAGAUUUGCAAUCCUGUAUGAUCUGUGUGGCACGGCGCAUUACUACAGGAGAAAGAGCAUUUCCAUCAAACCCUGAAAGCUUUAUUACUAGACAUGAUCUUUCAGGAAAAGUUGUCACUAUAGAUACAAAUUCACUGAGAUCCUCCAUGAGGCCCGGCUUUGAAGAUAUAAUCCGAAGAUGUAUCCAGAGAUUUUUUAGUCUUAAUGAUGGGCAGUCAUGGUCCCAGAAACGUCACUAUCAAGAAGCUUAUAUCCAUGGUCAUGCUGAAACCCCAGUGUAUCGAUUCUCUUUGGCUGAUGGAACUAUAGUGACUGCACAAACAAAAAGCAAACUCUUCCGAAAUCCCGUAACAAAUGACCGUCAUGGUUUUGUCUCAACCCACUUUCUUCAGAGGGAGCAGAACGGGUAUAGACCAAACCCAAAUCCUGUUGGACAAGGCAUUAGACCUCCAGCAGCUGGAUGCAAUAGUUCGGUAGGCGGCAUGAGCAUGUCGCCAAACCAAGGCUUACAGAUGCUGAGCAGCAGGACCUAUGGCUUGGCUGAACCCAGCACCACAGGACAGUUGAGUGGAGCUAGGUAUGGGGCUUCCAGUAGCAUAGCUUCAGUGAACCCCGGGCCAGGCAUGCAGUCACCAUCUUCCUACCAGAACAACAACUAUGGUCUCAACAUGAGUAGCCCCCCACAUGGGAGUCCUGGCCUUGUCUCCAACCAGCAGAAUAUCAUGAUUUCUCCUCGUAAUCGCGGGAGUCCAAAGAUGACUUCACAUCAGUUUUCUCCUGUUGCAGGUGUACACUCUCCCAUGGGAUCUUCUGGCAAUACCGGGAGCCACAGCUUUUCUAGCAGCUCUCUCAGUGCUCUUCAAGCUAUCAGUGAGGGCGUGGGGACUUCUCUUUUAUCUACUCUGUCUUCACCAGGCCCCAAAUUAGAUAACUCGCCCAAUAUGAGUAUAACCCAACCAAGUAAAGUGAACAGUCAGGAUUCCAAGAGUCCCCUAGGCUUAUAUUGUGACCAGAAUCCAGUGGAGAGUUCAAUGUGUCAGUCAAAUAGCAGAGAUCACCUCAAUGACAAAGAAAGUAAAGAGAGCAGUGUGGAAGGGUCAGAGAAUCAAAGGGGUCCUCUAGAAAGCAAAGGUCAUAAAAAAUUACUGCAGUUACUUACCUGUUCUUCUGAUGACCGGGGCCAUUCCUCCUUGACCAACUCCCCCCUGGAUUCAAGUUGUAAAGACGCUUCUGUUAGUGUCACCAGCCCCUCCGGGGUCUCCUCUUCAACAUCUGGAGGAGUGUCCUCCACAUCCAGUCUGCAUGGGUCACUGCUACAGGAGAAGCACCGGAUUUUGCACAAGUUGCUGCAAAAUGGGAAUUCACCAGCUGAGGUUGCCAAGAUUACUGCAGAAGCCACUGGGAAAGACACCAGUAGUACAACAUCUUGUGUGGAAGGAAAUGUCAAGCAGGAGCAACUAAGUCCUAAGAAGAAGGAAAAUAAUGCACUGCUUAGAUAUCUGCUGGACAGGGACGAUCCUAGCGAUACACUCUCUAAAGAGCUACAGCCCAAAGUGGAAGGAGUGGACAGUAAGAUGAGUCAGUGCAGCAGCUCCACCGUUCCUAGCUCAAGUCAAGAGAAAGACUCUAAAAUUAAGACAGAAACAAAUGAAGAGGGAUCUGGAGACUUGGAUAAUUUAGAUGCUAUUCUUGGUGAUCUGGCUAGUUCUGACUUUUACAAUAAUUCCAUAUCCACAAAUGGUAGUAAUCUGGGAACCAAGCAACAGAUGUUUCAAGGAACUAAUUCUCUGGCAGGUUUGAGGAGUCCACAGUUGGUGCAGUCCAUUCGUCCUCCAUAUAACCGAGCAGUGUCUCUAGAUAGCCCUGUUUCCGUUGGCUCAAGUCCUCCAGUAAAGAAUAUCAGUGCUUUCCCCAUGUUACCAAAGCAACCCAUGUUGAGUGGGAAUCCAAGAAUGAUGGAUAGUCAGGAAAGUUAUGGCUCAAAUAUGGGUGGACCAAACAGAAAUGUGACUGUGAAUCAGACUCCUUCUUCAGGAGAAUGGGGCUUACCAAACUCAAAGGCCAGCAGGAUGGAACCUAUGAGUUCAAAUUCCAUGGGAAGACCGGGAGCAGAUUAUAAUGCUUCUUUACCCAGAGCUGCAGUGGGUGCCGCAAUGCCCACCUUGCCUCUUCGUUCCAAUAGCAUCCCAGGUGCGAGACCAAUGUUGCAGCCACAGCAGCAGCAACAGCAGCAGCAGAUGCUUCAAAUGCGGCCUGGUGAGAUUCCCAUGGGAAUGGGGAUCAGUCCUUAUGGCCAAGCAGCACCGUCUACCCAGCCAGGUUCCUGGCCAGAUGGCAUGUUGUCUGUGGAACAAGGUCCUCAUGGGACACAAAAUAGGCCACUUCUUAGGAGUUCCCUAGAUGAUCUCCUUGGGCCACCUUCUAACCUAGAAGGCCAGAGUGAUGAAAGAGCAUUGCUGGACCAGCUGCACACUCUCCUGAGCAACACGGAUGCCACGGGCCUGGAAGAAAUUGACAGAGCUCUGGGCAUCCCUGAACUUGUAAAUCAAGGACAAGCUUUGGAGCCCAAACAGGAUGCUUUUCAAGGUCAAGAGGCGGCAGUAAUGAUGGAUCAGAAGGCAGCGUUAUAUGGGCAGACAUAUCCGGCACAGGGGCCUCCAAUGCAAGGGGGCUUUAAUCUUCAGGGACAAUCACCAUCUUUUAACUCUAUGAUGAAUCAGAUGAACCAGCAAGGCAGUUUUCCUCUCCAAGGAAUGCACCCAAGGGCCAACCUCAUGAGACCCCGGACAAACACCCCCAAGCAACUCAGAAUGCAGCUUCAGCAGAGGCUACAGGGCCAGCAGUUUUUGAAUCAGAGCCGUCAGGCACUUGAAAUGAAAAUGGAAAACCCCACUGCUGGUGGUGCGGCGGUGAUGAGGCCCAUGAUGCAGCCCCAGGUAAACUCCCAGCAGGGUUUUCUUAAUGCCCAGAUGGUCACCCAGCGCAGCAGGGAGCUGCUGAGUCAUCACUUCCGACAGCAGAGGGUGGCGAUGAUGAUGCAGCAGCAGCAGCAGCAGCAGCAGCAGCAGCAGCAGCAGCAGCAGCAGCAAGCCCAGGCCUUCAGCCCGCCCCCUAACGUGACUGCUUCCCCCAGCAUGGAUGGGGUUUUGACAGGGCCUAUGAUGCCACAAGCGCCACCCCAGCAGUUCCCCUAUCCACCAAAUUAUGGGAUGGGACAACAGUCAGAUCCAGCCUUUGGUCGAGUGUCUAGUCCGCCCAGCGCAAUGAUGUCAUCAAGAAUGGGUCCCUCCCAGAAUCCCAUGAUGCAGCACCCUCAGACUGCACCCAUGUAUCAGUCCUCAGAAAUGAAGGGCUGGCCAUCAGGAAACCUGGCCAGGAACAGCUCCUUUUCCCAGCAGCAGUUUGCCCAGCAGGGGACUCCUGCGGCGUAUGGCAUGGUGCACAUGAAUGGCAGCAGCGGUCCCAUGGGACAGAUGACCAUGAACUCCCUGCCUCUGUCGGGCGUGCCCAUGGGCCCUGAUCAGAAAUACUGCUGACAUCUCUACACCAAGACCUCUAAGGAAAUCACUGUACAAAUGACACUGCACUAGGAUUAUCUGGGGUAAAGAUCAUUGAUCUAGGCACCCAGCUUUGAAGAAAGAACCAGCUUUGAUCUCCGUCAAGGGUAUUCCAAGUGACGUCAUUUGAGCAGGACUGGAUUUUAAGCUG
This is a messenger RNA of Ceratotherium simum simum (southern white rhinoceros), 4527 nucleotides long. The record is from RefSeq and is a predicted model, not a curated record. NCBI's taxonomy places the organism in Eukaryota, Metazoa, Chordata, Mammalia, Perissodactyla, Rhinocerotidae.